AUGUAUUCAGAUUCUGAUGGGUCAUCAUCCAAAGAUGAAGAAUCAUCAUCAUCCAGCGAUGAAGAGUCGUAUACCUACCAAAGAUUACUGAAAGCACGACGUGAGGAUGAUAUGUUAUCAUCAGCUAGAGUAACAAAGAGACUGACUGACACAUUCACAACUUAUAUGCCAGCUAUUGUAGCAAUGUCGAUGUUGAAGAGACCUCAUGGGGGAUCUGUUCCAAGAAGACGACAAAUUCCUCGUGACACAAUGCCUCGUCAUGAGGUAAUUGUUAGAGACUAUUUUAGUGGGGGAAACUCAAAAUACCCAUCGGAGCAUUUUCGUCGUCGCUUUAGGAUGCAUACUCAUCUCUUUAACCGCAUCUUAUGUGGCAUUGCAAGGUAUGAUGAUUUCUUUACACCUAAACCAGAUGCAACUAAUAAGUUUGUUAGCCCUUUACAAAAGAUGGGAGCAGCAGUAAGAAUGCUUGCAUAUGGUUGUUGUGAUGAUUUUCUUGACGAAUAUUUUCAAAUGGGUGAAAGUACCAUCAUAUUAAGCCUAAAAAAAUUCUGUGAGGCUGUUAUCGGUGUUUUUGAAGAACAAUAUUUGAGGAAACCUAAUGAAGAUGAUAUUGCACGGUUACUCGAAGAAGGGGAAGAGCGGGGAUUUCCGGGUAUGUUAGGCAGCCUUGACUGUAUGCAUUGGCAUUGGAAAAAUUGCCCGACGGCAUGGCAUGGAACACACACUAAUGGUUUUAAACGAGUCCCCACUCUUAUCUUAGAGGUAGUCGCAUCGAAAAAUUUGUGGAUUUGGCAUGCAUUUUUUGGAAUGGCGGGUACAAAUAAUGAUAUUACAGUAUUAGAUCGGUCUCCAUUAUUUAACGAUCUUGUAAAUGAAGUUGCUCCACCAUGUCAAUACACGGUAAAUGGCAAUAUUUAUGAUAUGGGAUAUUACUUGUCAGAUGGAAUUUAUCCUCCUUAUGCUACACUAAUGCAAACUAUUUCUGAUGGAACCACUCGUAAGGAAAGAUUCUUUGCUAAACGUCAAGAAGCCGUGCGAAAAGAUGUCGAAAGAGCGUUUGGAGUGUUGCAAUCAAGGUGGCACAUUAUCAAAGGACCAGCGCGUAUGUGGAGAGUUAAAGACCUUGGAAACAUCAUGAAGACUUGCAUAAUUUUACAUAAUAUGAUCAUUGAGAAUGAGCAGGAACAAGGAAUUGACCCAGAACGUUAUGAGCCGUACCAAAAGGUUGACAAUGUUACGGUGGAGCAUGACUCUUCACUACUUGUCGCCAAAAUUAUUAGUCGUUUAAGACAAAUUCGAGAUAAGGAGGUUCACAAUCAAUUAAAACUUGAUCUCAUUGAUCAUAUGUGGGACUUUUGUGGGGGCGAAGAAGUUUAG
This is a messenger RNA of Papaver somniferum (opium poppy), 1377 nucleotides long. RefSeq names its product protein ALP1-like. The coding region runs from base 1 to 1377 and encodes 458 amino acids. The record is from RefSeq and is a predicted model, not a curated record. Lineage: Eukaryota; Viridiplantae; Streptophyta; Magnoliopsida; Ranunculales; Papaveraceae. The transcript has a single exon.